CGCUGAAUGUGCAAGUGAAGACAAUUACUCAAAUAGCGGUAGAGUUGUUCCGCCUAUUACGUAGCACUCUCAGUCCAUUCAGUGCUUUCUGUUUGUGUGAGGGACUGGGGAGUCAUAGGAGUGCAUUCAUCGGCCUCAGCAGCAGGAGGAAGAGCUGGCAGGUCACUCACAGGACAGGUGGACAUUAGCUCGUAAACCACCAACCCACUUUAGAUAUGGACAUUUCUGUGGUUUUGGGCUGCUCUCUGGGUGCUGCCCUUGGGGCUGGGAUCCUUGCAUCCUAUAAACUGGGCUUACUUUACCAGCUAUUUCAUAAGACAGAGAGACAGAGCCCUCGACAUGGAGGUGAGAGCGUGGCGGAGGUUUUGCGAGCUCAUGACAUCAAAUUUGUCUUCACGUUGGUAGGAGGACACAUCUCACCCAUCCUGGUGGCCUGUGAGAAACUUGGCAUCCGCAUUGUCGACACACGCCACGAGGCCACAGCUGUGUUUGCUGCCGAUGCCGUAGCAAGACUUUCUGGUACAGUCGGUGUGGCUGCGGUGACGGCGGGGCCGGGGCUGACGAACACAGUGACUGCGGUGAAAAAUGCUCAAAUGGCCGAAUCACCGCUGCUUCUGAUUGGCGGUGCUGCUGCCACUCUCUUACAGGGUAGAGGUGCACUGCAGGAUAUUGACCAAAUGUCCCUCUUCAAGCCUCUAUGUAAGUUUUGUGCGUCAGUGAGGACUGUGAGAGAAAUUGUUCCCACUGUCAGAAAAGCCUUGGCCGUCGCACAGUCUGGCACACCAGGCCCAGUGUUUAUAGAGUUUCCCAUAGACACGUUGUACCCUUACCAUGUGGUGGAAAAAGAGUUUGCCCCUAAAAACACUCCUAAAGGCCUGAUGGGGAAAAUCAUUGCAUGGUAUCUCCGGAAUCAUUUAUCAAACUUGUUUGCUGGAGCUUGGGAGACACGUGAUCUGUCCCCACUUCCUGUUCACAUACCCCAUGCCACAGAGGAUGAGGUCCAAAGGUGUGUGGAAUUGGUGAGCAGAGCCAAGAAACCUGUCAUACUGUUAGGCAGUCAGGCAACAUUGCCCCCUACACCAGCGGAUGAUGUCAGAAAGGCCUUAGAAUCUUUAGGCAUUCCCUGCUUCCUGGGUGGAAUGUCCCGAGGGAUGCUGGGAAAGAACAGCCCACUGCACAUUAGACAAAACAGGAGAGAUGCCUUAAAAGAUGCUGACCUCGUGCUGCUGGCAGGCACGGUGUGUGAUUUCAGACUGAGCUACGGAAGAGUGCUGAACCGACGGAGCAAAAUCAUCGCCGUCAACAGAGACAGGAGUCAGCUACUAAAGAACUCCGACAUGUUCUGGAAGCCAACAGUGGCCAUUCAAGGUGAUGCUGGUUCUUUCCUUGUGCGUCUCUCGAAAGCCCUGAAGGGACACAGAUGUCCAGAGGAAUGGCCUAGGAGCCUGAAAGAGGGAGAUGCCGUCAAAGAGAAAGCUAACAGAUCAAAAGCAGAUGAGAAGACAGAGAGGCAUUUGAACCCUCUGAGUGUUUUGCAUCGUGUGGAUGAGCUCUUGGCUGAGGACAGCAUCAUAGUGGCUGAUGGCGGUGAUUUUGUCGGCAGCGCAGCAUAUAUCAUGAGACCCCGGGGCCCGCUCCGCUGGCUGGACCCAGGGGCCUUUGGGACUCUGGGUGUUGGAGGAGGUUUUGCUCUGGGAGCAAAACUUUGUCGAUCUGAGUCUGAGGUAUGGAUCGUUUACGGCGAUGGUUCACUUGGAUAUAGCGUGGCUGAAUUUGAUACCUUCACACGUCACAAGACCCCAGUGAUCGCUCUGGUGGGAAAUGAUGCGUGCUGGAGUCAGAUCUCCAGAGAACAAGUGCCUAUGCUGGGGAGUAACGUAGCCUGCGGUCUUGCCUUUACAGAUUACCAUAUUGUAGCCGAUGGUUACGGGGGCAAAGGUUACCUGACUGGCCGAGAGGAUGAGUCGCAGCUUGAUGACAUCAUUAAAAAGGCGCAGAAGGAGUGCAGAGAGGGAAAGGCCGUUCUGCUGAAUGUUCUCAUUGGAAAAACUAACUUUAGGGAAGGUUCAAUCUCAGUUUGAAGAGAAACACUGUGCCCCAUCCUGCCUAGAUACCCAAAGUCUUUCUGGUGUUGUCAUGCUCAAAAUAUACCAUAGGUUGCACCCUUUACAAAGUUUUAUGGAUUCAGCUGAUUAUUUUUAAAAAGAGUUCUAAGCAACAACAUAUCAGAUGUUCAGAAACAUUUCUUCUGUUAUGCUGUGACUAAUACAAUGUUCGCAAAACUCUCAAGAACACGUCUCGGUCACGGUUCAUCCCAAAACCAAAAUAAGUAAAUGAUAAAAUGUUUAAAGAAAAUUAAGCUUGUGCUCAGGAUCAUUAAAAACAUUUCUAGUAUGACAUAUGUCCCCCAACUCUCAUUACGUAAAGCAAAGAAGGGAGAAAAUAAUGAUAUAUUAUUUAAAUCGUAUUUUUAAAAAGUAUUUAUAUACGGGGUAGUAUUGUUGUAUUUUAAUUUAUGCUAAUUUUAAAAGAAAUAUUAUAUAUAGCAUG
Molecule: messenger RNA, 2550 nt
Organism: Cyprinus carpio (common carp)
Lineage: Eukaryota; Metazoa; Chordata; Actinopteri; Cypriniformes; Cyprinidae
Product: 2-hydroxyacyl-CoA lyase 2
Biological process (GO): L-valine biosynthetic process
Cellular component (GO): acetolactate synthase complex
Molecular function (GO): magnesium ion binding; thiamine pyrophosphate binding; acetolactate synthase activity
Source: RefSeq, a predicted model, not a curated record